GCCGAGGAGAGAGAGAGGCGGGUUGAGAGGAGGAGGGUAGCGAGGCAGUAGCAUCGUCAUCUUGUCUGGUCUCUCUCUCGCUAAGCUCUGCCUACCUGUCGACCUUGGGAAGGCAAAAUUGUUGCGAGGCUGGGAGCGAUGGAGCGGGACUUCCUGGCCGCGAUCGGCAAGGACGAGCCGCGGCGGCAGCAUGCCGAGGAGAGGAAGGAAUCAGAUUACUUUGGUGGAGGAGGAGGAGGUGGAGGAGCGCCGGCGAUGGAUUGGUCCUUCGCGAGCAGAGCCACCGGCGCGCCGGCGUUGAUGUCGUUCAGGUCGGCGGCGGCGAGGGAGGGGCCGAGGGAGCUCGCGUUCCCCCACUUCUCGGCGUUCGACGGCGCCAAGAAGCAGCAGGCCUCUCACGCCCUCGCGACGCAGAAAUCUUUUGGUGCCGACAGCCACGACGUCCCGCAGUACGCCGCCGCCGUGCACGGUGCUUACCGCGGCGGCCAGCCGCCGGCGCCGGCUCCACAUGUCCUGAACGGGGCGAGAGUGAUUCCGGCCUCGUCGCCGUUCAACCCGAACAAUCCGAUGUUCAGGGUUCAGAGUUCGCCUAACCUCCCGAACGUCGUCGGCGGCGGCGGUGGCGCGUUCAAGCAGCCGCCUUUCGCCAUGAGCAAUGCGGUGGUCGGAUCUACGGUCGGUGUGUAUGGAACAAGGGAGGCGCCGAAGGCGAAGUCGGCGCAAUUAACCAUCUUUUAUGCUGGUUCUGUGAAUGUGUUCAACAACGUCUCUCCAGAGAAGGCUCAGGAACUCAUGUUCUUUGCUAGCAGAGGAUCUCUUCCAAGUGCACCCAGCACCGUUGUUCAUAUGCCAGAGGCACAUGUCUUUGCCCCGGCAAAAGCCACUGUAACUGAGGUUUCGCCUACAAAGCCGAUGCUAGUUCAGAAACCGCAGCUUGUUUCGUCUCCCGUGUCAAACAUUUCCAAACCGAUCUCUAUCGUGUCGCAAGCCGCAAGCCUCCCGAGGAGUGCCUCGAGCUCUAACGUCGACUCCACGGCGCCAAAAUCGUCAGUUCCAUUGGUUGUUCCUCGCACAAGUUUGCCUUCCUCAGCUGAGCCUGAAACGCUGGCCACUACGACAGCUGCAGCUAUUAUGCCAAGAGCUGUUCCUCAAGCGCGGAAGGCGUCCCUUGCCCGAUUCUUGGAGAAACGAAAGGAAAGGGUGACAACUGUCGCGCCAUAUCCAUCGGUGAAGAGCCCGCUAGAGAACAGUGACACAAUUGGGAGUGCCAAUGACAACAAAUCGUCGUGCACGGACAUCGCCCUCUCAAGCAACCGCGAGGAAUCUUUGUCAUUAGGACAGCCAAGGACCAUCAGCUUCUGCGUGGAGUCCCCCAGUACAAAGCUACAAAUCUGAUCUGUUGAUUGUCCAGUGUUCAUAGAUUCGGCCAGUCUGACUGAUGCAAAGCCACAAGAAUCUUCUGCAUUCAAGCGAGGAGAGGGGCUUGGGAGAGAAAAGAGAGGCAUAAUAUAUGUUAUUGAUGAUGUUCUUGUUCUUGUUGCUGUUUAUGAUGUGUUUCACAUGGUUAGUUCGCUUAAAUGCUGGUCUAGCUGGUGCAACCCCCCCCCCCCCCCCCCAACUAACAAGAGGAGUUGCCACUUGCAAACUCUUGAUUAUUUUUUGGUUGCCCUUGCGCCAUUGUAUUGCAGAAAGAAAAUAUGUUAAAUUUUAAUAGUAUCAGAUUAUAGGCUUACAAAUUUUGCGCCAUGUCGCGCAGAAACUGUACUAUUCUUGUUUCUUGUACUAUGAACUUACAAGCUGCAGAAUGCAAGGAUAUAUGUUGCAUACUUUUGCUAA
This is a messenger RNA of Oryza brachyantha (malo sina), 1836 nucleotides long. RefSeq names its product protein TIFY 6b. The record is from RefSeq and is a predicted model, not a curated record. Lineage: Eukaryota; Viridiplantae; Streptophyta; Magnoliopsida; Poales; Poaceae. The coding region runs from base 139 to 1395 and encodes 418 amino acids. Gene Ontology annotation, biological process: response to wounding; regulation of defense response; regulation of jasmonic acid mediated signaling pathway. The transcript has 7 exons. Gene Ontology annotation, cellular component: nucleus.